Arvicanthis niloticus (Nile rat) is the source of this 7282-nucleotide messenger RNA. It is a transcript of the gene Zbtb40, whose product is annotated as zinc finger and BTB domain containing 40. The record is from RefSeq and is a predicted model, not a curated record. Gene Ontology annotation, biological process: regulation of transcription by RNA polymerase II. Gene Ontology annotation, molecular function: DNA-binding transcription factor activity, RNA polymerase II-specific; protein binding. Gene Ontology annotation, cellular component: nucleus. NCBI's taxonomy places the organism in Eukaryota, Metazoa, Chordata, Mammalia, Rodentia, Muridae.
UCGGCGUCCCGGGCCCCAAGAUGGCUGCCUUUUGGCGUCUCCAACGCUGUUGAAUGGAGAAAGCUUUAUUGUUCCCUUCGGGCAGGAGUGUUCGUGUCCUCUAUGGCGCUGUCAAUAAAGAACGGCAGUUUGAAUCGGUACUAAACAGGACUAGGUGGAGUCUGAAAAUCGAGAGGAAGGGGUCGAGGGUGGAGCCACACCAUGGAACUCCCUAACUACAGCCAGCAGCUGCUUCUGCAGCUCUAUGCCCUGUGCAAGGAACAGCGAUUCUGUGAUUGUACCAUUUCCGUCGGCAACAUCUACUUCAGGGCUCACAAGCCAGUCCUGGCAGCGGCCAGCCUCCUGUUCAAAACCCUGCUGGAUAGCACGGACGCCAUCUCCAUUGAUGCAUCGGUGGUGAGCCCUGAAGAGUUUGCCCUCUUGCUGGAAAUGAUGUACACUGGCAAGCUACCUGUGGGCAAGCACAACUUCUCUAAGAUCAUCUCUUUAGCAGAUAGCCUGCAGAUGUUUGACGUGGCUGUUAGUUGUAAAAAUCUUCUGACCAACCUGGUAAACUGCUCUGUCCAGGGGCAGGUGGUAAGGGAUAUCUCAGUGCUGUCCUCAGAGGCAGGUGGCAAGGAGUCAGAGAAGCCUCAAGUAGAAGUCCUUCCCUCUGAAGGUGCUGGGGAGCCCUCUUCCUCCCUGGAAGUUUCUGCCAUGCCAGCAGGCCCUGAGACUGCCAAGACCCAGGAAGUAAUCCACAUGGCUACCCAAGAGAUAAAUGCAGACCUUCCCAUUGCCCAGGAGGUUCAGGUGGCUGCAGAGAUCACAGGGGUGACUUCUCAUACAGCUGAAGUUUGUUCCCCUUCCCUUGUUGGACAGAUCCCAAGUGAGGCAAAGGAAGCAGAUACAGAAGCAGAGUGCAAGAGGAAACAGGACCAACUGACUCUCCUGCUAGAACGCGAAAGUGUCUUCUCAGAUGCAGACUUGCUCAACCCAGACAUGCUGAGAAGACUGGAGGGAUGUUCAGAGAUUGAAGGGCCUCAGAAGGAGACCAUAAUGGAUUGUCUCAAGGGUGAAGGAGGAGGCUCAGCAUUCCAGAGAAUACUGGACAAAGUGCACAGAGGGAGCCUGGAUGUGCAGGUGGCCCUGACUCUCAUGAGACUAUACCAGGAGUCUACACCUGCAGAGAAAGUGUCUCAGAUUCAGCCAGAAGGGAGCACAGGAGAGGGAAAGACCUUGUCUGUUCUGUUACUAGAACACAAAGAGGACCUGAUCCAGUGUGUAACACAGCUCAGACCUAUUGUGGAGUUUCUGGAAACAGCCAAGGAGGAAUUCCUGCCAGGCUCCGAAAAAAGGGUGAUUCAGGGCUGCUGUGAGGGUGGAACACCCAAGGAGACGAUAGAGAAUCUGUUGCACAGAGUGACUGAAGAGAAGACCCUGCCUGCCAAGAGUCUGGUAAAGCUCCUCCAGGCUGUGAGGACAGCAUUCCCAAACCUGGGCCUCCUGCUGGACAAUUUGCAGAAAGUAGGGGAGUUACCCGGCACCACAGGCCUGACCAGAGUCACCUGUGAAACUGAAUGGACAGAGGAGCCCAGGAUAUUGUGCAUUCCAGCAGACCAUGUGGAUGAAUCCUCCCCUAGCCCUGGUGCUUACGGAGCCGAGCUGUUGAGAAAGUACCAGGAAAACCUGUCUGAGGUUCUCAUAGACAACCAGGUGCUGCUGAAGGUGAUCUCUAGGGUGAAGAGCUUAGCCCCUGGAGACAGAGAGGUCAUGCAGACCCUCGUGAAACAGGACUCUGGCUCAGGUGGCUUCAAUUCCCUGAUGUCAGCAGCUCUGGAGAGGCGGACUCUCUCUGCAACAGCCAUUUGGCAACUGCUGCUAGCGGUUCAAGAGACUGAGACCUGCCCACUGAAUCUGCUCCUGGAGGAAGUAGGAAGGGAGGCUGGUGCUGGGGCUUUCUUCCGGGCAGUGACUGCCCCAGAGAGCACGGUGUUGGAAACCGUCCUAAGGCAUAGCAAGCUAGUCCAGGAGGCCAUCCAGCAGACGGCGGGCUGUGAGCACCUUUCUUCAGAGGAAGAGCACCUGGCAGAGACCAUGAAGGAGAUACUGAGCAUAUCCUCCGAGACAGUGAGCCCUGAAGCCUCCCUGAGAGUGGUGCUGAGCAAAGCCAUGGAGAAAUCUGUCUCAGCCUCUGUGGUCUGUCACCUCCUAUGCAGUGUCCAUAAGUCUUUCCCUGGCCUGCAACCCGUCAUGCAGGAGUUGGCACAUGUUGGUUUCCUUACCAAGGAAAAUGGAGAGGAGAGGUGGAAGGUGACUGCUGGGCUUCAUCCUGGUGCUGAGGACAAAGCGGAGGAAGCAGCCAAGGCAGCCAGAGAAGACUGCCAGGCCACAGAACAAAAGGAGCAGGGGGAGCCUGGGCCUGUGCCAGAGCCACAGGAGAAAGACACUUCUGCCUCCCCAGACUCUGCCAAGAAGAGCUUCGUCUGCAAAGCCUGUGACAAGAGCUUCCAUUUCUACUGCCGUCUAAAGGUGCACAUGAAGCGCUGCCGGGUGGCCAAGAGCAAGCAGGUGCAGAGUAAGGAGAGCAGUGAGACCAGGGACUCGGAGAAGGAGCUGGAGAAGCGCCAGCCGGACACCCGCACCGAGGCCAGAGAGCCUGAUGCCCCUAAGAAGAAGAAGAAGCGGCUGCCAGUGACAUGUGACCUCUGCGGAAGAGAGUUUGCCCAUGCCUCAGGCAUGCAGUACCACAAGCUGACUGAGCACUUCGACGAGAAACCUUUCUCCUGUGAGGAAUGUGGGGCAAAGUUUGCAGCCAACUCUACCCUAAAGAACCACCUGCGCCUUCACACGGGGGACCGUCCAUUCAUGUGCAAGCACUGCCUCAUGACCUUCACACAGGCCUCAGCCCUGGCUUACCACACCAAGAAAAAGCACUCGGAAGGGAAAAUGUACGCGUGUCAGUACUGUGAUGCUGUGUUUGCCCAGUCGAUCGAGCUGUCCCGUCAUGUGAGGACCCACACCGGUGACAAGCCGUACGUCUGUAGGGACUGUGGAAAGGGCUUCCGGCAAGCCAACGGCCUCUCCAUCCACCUGCACACCUUCCACAACAUAGAAGAUCCUUAUGAUUGCAAGAAAUGCAGGAUGAGCUUCUCCACACUGCAGGAUCACCGGAAGCACAUCCACGAGGUGCACUCCAAGGAGUACCACCCCUGCCCCACAUGUGGGAAGAUCUUCAGCGCCCCCUCCAUGCUGGAGCGGCACAUGGUGACCCACGUUGGAGGGAAGCCCUUUAGCUGUGGGAUCUGCAACAAGGCCUAUCAGCAAUUGUCUGGGUUGUGGUACCACAAUCGGACGCAUCACCCAGAUGUGUUCGCUGCUCAGAACCAUCGGUCGCCCAAGUUCUCAUCACUGCAGUGCACCUCCUGUGACAAGACCUUCUCCAACACCAUCGAACACAAGAAGCACAUCAAAACAGAACACGCAGAUCUGAAGUUCCAUGAGUGCAGCCAGUGUAAGGAGCUCUUCCCCACACCAGCUCUGCUGCAGGUUCACGUCAAGUGCCAGCAUUCAGGGUCACAGCCAUUCCGGUGCUUGUACUGUGCGGCCACCUUCCGCUUCCCUGGAGCCCUGCAGCACCAUGUCACCACAGAGCACUUUAAGCAGUCAGAGAGCACCUUCCCCUGUGAGCUGUGUGGUGAGCUCUUCACCUCCCAGGCCCAGCUUGAUGGCCACUUGGAGUCUGAGCACCCAAAGGUGACAGGCACUGAGACCCAGGCAGCUGCUGCCUCUCACAUGGUUCGGGUGAUCCAAGCUCCAGAACCAGCAGCCUCGGCCGAGCAGGUGAUCACGUUGGAGGAGACACAGCUUGCUGGUUCACAGGUGUUUGUGACCUUGCCAGAUUCACAGACCUCUCAGAACAGCUCCGAACUUGUGGCAGUGACGGUGGAGGAUUUGCUGGAUGGUACUGUCACGUUGAUCUGUGGUGAGGCCAAGUGAGUGGCUUCUUCUUCAGUAGAGGAGUCUGCUGUACCAGCAAGGAUGCUCACAGCCUGUCUCUGCUCUAGCUGCUUGGCUAAGCUCCACCCUGGUGCUCUCACUUGGAAAGCAGAGACUUUGUCAUUUUCCUAGGAUCCACCGUGUCUGAGAUCUCCACGCUGACACCAGUACUACCGCCCUUUGUGGCAGAGAACCUCGGUCCUCCAGACUUCAGCCCAGGCCUGGAUUUCACCUAUCCCAGAAAGUCUGGCUUCUGGAAUUAGAGUCUGAGGGAAUCAGACUGGAGGGGAGCUGGUGGCCAAGAUGGCCAAGGAGAUACAGCAUCCUGGCUGCCCUCAGGAGCAGGGGAGUUACCUGAGUCUGAGCCAACAGAGGGCCACAGAUACCACCAGUGCCUCUGCCAGUGAAGCACCCACCAGCAUGGCCGCCUGUCCUCCCCCAGCCGCUGCUCAGGUUCCCCUUGGAGGCUGCAAAACAUGUGGCCAUGUUAACAGUGCAGGGUCACCAUUGGCAUCCCUGAUCCUCCCUUCUCUGUCUUUCCCAAAACAAAGUUUUGGAGCAUUGCCGCUGGGGGGCAGCUUCAUGUGAGGCCAUCCAGCUGCCUCUGCCUUCCUGGGUGGUCACUGCAUUCCUUCUCAGAGCCUCCGGUGCUCCUCAGCCUUCCAUGCCCGCUCCUAAUCAAGACCUGCUGACUUCCUCUGUACCUUGUGAUAGCCUAAUGAAGCAGCUCCUGGGGGCAGCCUGUGCCUGCAUGUGACAGAUUAGAAGCAUCUGAGGUGGCCUCUGCUUCUCCCGAUGCUGGCCCAUAUGCCUGGUGCAUGGCCUACUCCCUGGGAUUACCCUGGCUGCGUGCUUACUGAAGCACCAUGCUUCUUUCACGUCUGAGUGUCACAGAGCCUUUUAUCUUAGGUUCCUGACAUACAGUCUGGUAAUUGAUGGCUUAUGGAAUCUCGUUGGAAGUGCAAUUAGAUGGAUGUUGGUUCCUACUGCUUGGAGAGAAGGGCUUGCAUCUAUCUUGCUUUUCUAGAAGCCCAAAGAUAGAAGUGGGUUAUCACAGUGUUUGCCCAUCAGACCAGGCUCCCUGUGGCCUGGUGUGGCUGACUCCCCACAGAAGGAAUGCCCUGAUUUGACACUCACCUUUAAGCCACCUGCUCUCAGAGAUAAGCCCACAUCUUCCUGCCAAGUGCGGCUCACAGGAGCAUGUGCAGAGAUGAGGGUCAAGUCUGGUCAUGGUGGAGGUGCAUUGCCACCAUCCCUCAGCUGGCUCACAGGAGGACAGGAGGUAGCAGCUUAACCCGCAGCAGUGUUCAAAGGCUGCUGCCCUUUGGCCUCAGUUUGGUACAGGCAGCACUCACUUUCUAAACUGAAUUCCAGGGAUGGCCAGCCUCCCUCAGCCAGUCCCACCCUCCUCAUUGCAUAUGCAAAUUCCUUGGAUUUAUCAGCUAGGGAAUCUUCCCUUUCUAAAAGUAAAUGUUUUUUAAAGCAAGUCAGCCUCAGAAAUCCAACACUGACCAGAAGAUGGUGCUCAAGCAUCAAGACUUCCCCUUCCUGGCUUCUCCACUGCAGUCCUAACCUGCUGGCCUUCAGACCCGUGCCAGCUGACCAGGGAGUUCUUGGUCUGAAAUGGUGUGGGGUUCCUCAGGCCAUCCGCAUCAAAUAGCCUGCUAAGAGUCCUCUAGAGGCCUCUCCUCUAGAGGCACAUGUGUCCAGGCUUCUAACAGGGACAGUACCUCACAAGCUGUGGGGGACUUAGGAACUGUAGUGAGUGGCACCAAAAAAGUCUCUUCCUGGUGAAAGGCAAAUCUCGCAGAGGUCCUGAGAGAGAAAGUCAAUUUUUAAAUAUGAAGAACUGUAAGUUAGAAACUUGAAUGUCAGGCCUUUCCAGCCUGAGAAACCCAGUCUGUUUUCCUGGGUCCCGAGCGGUGUGCAGGCACUUGCUUCCUUCAGUCACCAGACCAUAGUUGGCUGCAGAGAGCCUUAGGGCAGGUAAGCUUGCUGCUGCCCAUCCUUGGAUGCUCAGCUCUGGAAUCCACACUGCUGGAGACACAGCACUGCUGGAGACACAGCACUGCUGGGUCUGGAAUAUGGGAAUUCCUGUCCUCAGCAAGUUCUGUGCUGCUGGCUAGUGACCUCUGCCCCAGCUGCCUGACUGUUUUACAGUGUCUCUAACGAAGAUGAAAGUCUCCACCAGCUGCCCCAGACACCUGCCUCAUGGGCCUCCGUAGUCCACACUGCGUUUGCAAUAGAAUUGUGGCUUCAUUUGCUUCUUCAUCAUGAAUGCUGCUUGCCUAGCCCUUGGGCAUCAGCUAGAGGAGUCUCCAGGUCCCUUGGAAUUUGUGUAUUUGAGCAGUGAGAGUCCUCCCUAAGGCUCCUGAUCCAGCCACCAAAGGGGAAGGCAGGUGCCAAGCUGGACUAUGGUUGGCCCACCACUUGUGUCUGGACAGCAAGCCGGUGACAAAGCUGGACUCUUCUGUCUUCUAAUCUGUGUGUUGGAAAAGCUUUGAGUUCAGUCAGUACCCAUGCCCGUGAUGUAAGUUCUGGGCCUGUGUGUUGUACUGGCCAUUCUAAGGAAGCCUCUGGGCCAUGCUGACCACAGGAGAUACUUCAGCCUUGUCCCUAGGGCCUGAGCACUGAUGGUUAGGGCUGAGAAGAGGCAGACAGAUGCCAAAUAAGGGGGAAAGAUCUCUGUAGUCCUGGGGAUGGGAGGGUGUGCCUUUCAAUUUCUUGUGCCUGAGAACCUGUACUGACAAAGAUAGAGACGUUAACGGCCCCACUUAGAGUGGGCAGGUCCAUGUCAGAAACAGGAGUGUUUCUUUUGGAACUAGAAAGUUGAACAAUGGUAGAGAUGACAUUGGUUUGCUCCAGUCAGCUCUCCCACCGCAGCUUCAUUCUUCUGGGUCCUGUAUGUCCCACAGAUACUUGGAAGACAUUGGGAGUAAGAGACUUGGGCCGAGGGGGUCAGAGGCUGGUUCAUGGUGUUUGUUGCUGUGGAAACCUUGGGGGCAUUGAGGACUUGCGCUAAAAGCUCAGAAACUCAAACUUACUCCAGUCUAACUGGGCCCACAAAGAGGAGGAGAAUGGUAAGUUCUUUGGGGACUGUGUUGUUGAGGAAAUCAUUCCUUGAGCAAUUUUACAGUGCUUCCAAAUUGUGAAGCUGGCCGCGGUUUCCCUGAGCAAGGCUGCUGGUGUGUGUUUCCACUCAUGGCCAGGACAGCCAUCCCCGUGAGAUGUGUAAACUAGAUUGCAAACUAGAACUGCUCGGCAUGCACUGUGGAGAGAAAUAAAGUCUGUGCUUUGGAAGCAA